Pseudophryne corroboree (corroboree frog) is the source of this 1638-nucleotide messenger RNA. It is a transcript of the gene RXYLT1, whose product is annotated as ribitol xylosyltransferase 1. The coding region runs from base 73 to 1386 and encodes 437 amino acids. Lineage: Eukaryota; Metazoa; Chordata; Amphibia; Anura; Myobatrachidae. Gene Ontology annotation, cellular component: Golgi apparatus. The record is from RefSeq and is a predicted model, not a curated record. Gene Ontology annotation, molecular function: ribitol beta-1,4-xylosyltransferase activity. The transcript is spliced from 6 exons. Gene Ontology annotation, biological process: protein O-linked glycosylation via mannose.
GUGCAGUGGAAGCAGGGGGCGACAGCUGCGGGUACAGGAGGAGGGGGACAUGGGAGGAAAUGAGGCAUCAGGAUGAGAAUCACCCGCAAGAGACUUUGCUAUGCCCUAGUCUCCCUGUACUGCGCCUUCUCAUGCUACGCAGCGUAUCACGUCUUCUUUAAGUCCUCACAGGUGUCCCGGGUGCAGCACAAGGUGGUGAGCAGGAAGGAGGGAGUAUCCCGUAACUUGGGAAAUGAGCUAUGGAAUCCUUGGGAUGAAGAGGAAAAGAACCACAAAGUUUUACGUUUGCAUAAAACAGAAAAUAACUGGAAAAGCUUAUUAAAUCGUAAGUCUCAACAAGAAGCAGAACUCCGAGUGCAGAUAUGGGGCAAGGCUGCUAUUGGACAAUACCUGUGGCAGCAUAUUUUGGAAGGACCACUUGAACCUCCAGAUGUUGCUGCUCAGUGGAGGGAAGGCAAACUUAGAACAGGAAGAACUGAUCUCAGCUUCAUCAGCGGCCCUGCAGUUGUUCCUGGGUACUUCUCAGUGGAUGUUGGCAAUGUGGUUCUUGUCCUCAAUGGCAGAGAAGAAACGAAGAUUGCUUUUGCCACUCAGUGGUUACAAUACACACAGACACUAGUUGACAACCAUAAACUCCAGCAUGUUUCUGCAGUGCUUCUUGGAAAUGAACAGUGCAAUAAUAACUGGAUCCAUCCCUACUUGAAGAAGAACGGAGGGUUUUUGGAGAUCCUUUUUCUUGUCUACGACAGUUCUUGGACUAACGAAGAUGAUGUUUACCAGUGGCCCCUGGGGGUGGCUACAUACAGGAACUUUCCAGCAAUUGACCCAAGCUGGUCGUUGGUUCAUGAUUCUCGGCCAUAUUUGUGCAACUUUCUAGGAACUAUGUAUAACAAUUCAUCUAGGGAGAUUCUUAUGGAGGUUAUAAGGAAGGAGGGACUUGAGCAGUACUGUUGGAUCUCCCCCAGAAAUCAAUGGCAGCCCCUGGAGUCGAACGAGAGUUCCAAGGGCUAUCAGGAUGCACUGCUGCAAAGUGACCUGACAUUAAGCCCAGUCGGAGUAAACACAGAGUGCUACAGAAUCUAUGAAGCAUGUUCAUGUGGGUCUGUUCCUGUAGUGGAAGAUGUGAUGACCCCAGGAAAUUGUGGAAACUCUUCUGUACACCGCAAUGCUCCUUUGCAAUUACUAAAGUCUUUAGGAGCUCCUUUUAUUUUCGUCAAAUCAUGGAAAGAACUUCCUGCUAUUCUAGAUCUAGAAAAGAACAUGAGCUUACAAGAAAAGAUCCAAAGGCGGAAAAUGAUUCUAGAAUGGUACAGACAAUUCAGAUUAAAGCUCAAAAAAAAGUUUAUUGAAACUCUUGAAAAGACUUUUCUGCAUAGUGAUAAGUGAUCUGUGUUUAAUAUAUUUGUCAAAAUGUGACCUCUUUGUUAACUUAUUUGUGAUAUUCUCUAGUUGUGGUAUUAAUGGACAUAUCACUUGAUAACGUAAACCUAUUACUGCAUACUGGAGGCCACAAGCCUCAAAUUCUGGUGCCCAAUGUGGUCUCUGUUAUUCUAUACAGUUUAAGUGGUGCUAUGUACAGUGUUUUCUACAAAAAUAAAAAAAACAUUACUGACAUUCUUAAUGUCUGAGAAACAAGAA